AUGUCGUCUUUCCACACAAAGACAAUCGGUCGCAUUCUAGACCCCGUUGCUCAACAAGUAAAGGCUUAAAAAUUUUGAUUGAUGAAUUAUAUAGGUUUCUAAAUUGAUUCUUCUGUUUGAUGAAGGCACCACAACUGGGCAAAUGCCGGAUCUGGCCAAUCGCGUCGGUGUUGUCAAAACAGCUGUUAAUAAUUUGGUUAAGGUAUGAGAUGUAUGAGGUACGAGAUUCCCCGUGGUUACAGGUUGGCCAUGAUACAAUUAACGAAAGCACGGACGCACUGCUUAAACGGGAUAUGCCACCAGCUCUUUUUAGAGUAGAAGAAGCCUCACAAUUUCUCCAGGACGCUGUUCAGUUACUAACUUCGGAUCCCAUAUCCCAGCUGGGUCGAAAACGGCUUAUUGAAGGCUCCAGAGGUUCGUCCUGUAAAAUAUUUUAGUCUUCUAGGCAUUCUCCAGGGCACGCUGUCUGUGCUUGUUGCGUUUGACCUCUCGGAAGUGAGAAAAAUUGUGGAGUACUGCAAGUCGGUUUUGAAUAUGCUUGGACAAGUAGAGCACAUCCGAUCUUUUUCCGAACUGGCCGAAUUUGUUAAGGUUUUUUAGCUUCUUUAAAUAAUAAUUGCAGAAUUUAACUCCAUGCAUGGCGAGAAUGAUCAAAGAAGUAGACGAACGUCAACAGGAACUCGUAAUUCAGUCUCACGCAGAGCUCCUCGAACGUGGCAUUGCGCAAGUCAAGCGGAUAACUCCAAUUCUGAUUUCGUCUAUCAAGCUCUUUCUCAACACAACUCAACAAGGUGAUUUAACCGAAUAUCACGUGGCUUUCUCCAUAUAGUACACUGCGUAGGUAGUGAAGUGCUUUAGCGAAUUUGCAGUCAACCGGGUAUGCUGAAUUUUGUUCACGAGCAAACAGUUGCCACCUGACAUUCUAAACACUUAAAUGCAGUGCAAACUUUUACUGGCCAAUAUCUGUAUUUACCUCUCUAUGCAUACGUAUGUGGUUCUCAACUUUGUUUAUCUGUAUUAGUAGGUCAGAUAUUGUUAUUUUUAAUAGUAUUUAGAAUCGCUUAGUUCUUGCUUUAAUGCCUUGCUUUGUUUCAGGACUGAUACCUCUACGUAAUUAGCAGUUUGUUAUACGACUCCUUGCCGAUUUCAUCACUCCAUUUUAGGGUUACCUGCGGCUCGCGAGGCCCAGUUGAACCGGGAUUACUUUUUGCACCAGAUGUCCGAUGAAAUACAGGAAAUAAUUCGUGGCCUCCAGUUAACGAGCGCAGACGACAUCGACUGGCAGUGUGGUGAGCAUGCAGGACUUCGAUCUGCCAAGAAUCUUAUCGGGCGGCUAGCGAAAUAUGCAAGUGCAUGGUUAACGGAUCCAUUGGUAAUCAAACCAUCCUGCUAUUCAAAUUCGAUGUGCUCAUUUGUUUGCUCUAAUUUGUCCUUUGAUAGAAACCAGAUUAAGGUUAAAUUUUUAAAUCCUUGAUGGAUAAUGCCGAAACGCUUUAUGACAUUCGAAGUGUCGAUGCCUUUAUUGAAAAAAAGCUAACGCACGAUCAUUCUGAUAAAAUUUGCUUUAUGAAACCACCCGUCUGCCAGUUUUCCACCUUGAAUCUAUUCAGUUUUAUUACCCGAUAGAGUCCGAGACUUCAAAGUGGGUGAAGUACGGAGCGGUCGUAAUCAUGUAACUUUACGUAUUAAGAACCAUGAAAUUAGAACCGUGGGUUAACGUGGGUGCAGAUUUUGCCCACCUAAGGAAUAUAUGUUAAUCACCUCAGUUUAUUCCAGGAUACAAAAACAAGACGGAUCAGAAAAUAUGCUUGACAGUCGAUGUAUAGCAUUAUCUAAACUAAUCCAAACCAAAAUCGAGCCGGACAUGACUGUCGGCCGACCCAUCCUUUCGGUUUCACUCAACCGGCUGGACUCUCCGUUAUAUUUUGACGAAUCUCGAUACAGCACUUGAUUUUAGCGUCAUAGUAUGCUACCGAUGGGUCACUCAGGCAUUCCGUUUGAACUUUACUAUAUGCUAAAGAUGUAAGAGCACGGCCGCUUUUUAAAAGAUGGAUUAAAUUAAUUCAGAAUAUAGAAGUAUUUCGAAAAGGCAAAUAGUACCGGACGUUUAAGUACGUUUUACCAGUCUUCUAGGCUUCACAAAGUGUUUGAAGUCUUUGACAUGACGAUUAAAUCAGAGAGUAUUAAAGACACGUUCUUUCAUGUGCGAUGAUCUCAAUGCACGCUAUUGGGCUUUUCGCGUUCUGUACACGUUGUUUCGAAGAGUCAUACCCAUUUGCCUUGGCAAAGAUGAUCGAUAGCCGCAGAAUGUCAGCAUUGACCACUAUUUUAAUAGUUUAUGGACUCGGUGGACCAGUACGCACACCGUCUUAUUGCUACCGGUACUUCACCUCACAUUGCAUGUAUCAAGUAUAGAGAUAAAGUGUCUCCCAACUUAUUACGACUCCACAAGCUUUUUGGCACUUGCGCUUCAGUUGACUUGAAGUUGAUACAGUGAACCCCCACCUCCAUCCAAUCCUAUGAGUGUGUUUGAGCCUAGUCUGUGUAUUUUUACCUUCAUAUAGAUCAAAAAUUUUAGGUUCUUGCCUUGUUUAAAAACCUUUGAUGAAUAUUAUCAGACAAUUUAUCGUUGCGCAUAUUUUCUGACGAAUAUGCUUUAUAAUUCAAGGCUGUGAUACUUCUUUCCCCGCAGGCUUAGUGUAAAGUUUUUCCUCGAAUCUCCAGUAUGUUCAACUGAGUUUUUUAAGACAGGAUUUACAGGAAAUAUUUCAAUAUUUUCACCUAUUUAAUUGCACACUCGAAUCGUGGUCUACGUUAACACAUUUAAUAGUUUGAAGAUGCUCUACACUGGUAGGAUCUAUCCACAUACGUCAUUUAUAGUAGAUGGCGUAUCUCAUGAAGCGUUAGCAGCAAUUCCAAAACGUACUUUUAUUAGAAAGGAUUACUUAGGUGGGAUUCAUACUGACCCAACUUUUAAAAACUCGGUGCCUCGAUGGGAUUCGAACCCACGACAGCAAGGCGAAGGCCUUAGUACAGCCAACGCUCAAGCCACCUGAACUACGAGGCCUUGCCGGAAGACGUGAGUUUAAUCACAUUUGGGUCAGACAUCUAUGAAUUACGUGAGCCUGGUAAUUAUCUGGUGGCUUCUAGGGGAAUUACUUAGGAAAUCCUGCUUGGGCAGUCAGCUUACUGUAUCAGAUUUGGUGGAUUCCAGACGUUGCAGUAGGCUGGGCGGGCAACUUGACCCAAAUAUGAUUAAGCUUACGUCUUCCGUUGGAGCCUCGUAGCUCAGGUGGCUGGAGCGUUGGCUGUUCCAAAGUCUUACCGUUGUUGUCGUGGGUUCGAAUCCCAUCUAGGCGCCGAGUUUUUCACAGUUGGGUCAGUAUGAAUUUUCCAACAUUUGCCAAAACAUCUAUGAAUUGGGUAAUAUUGUAAUAUUUAUUAUCGGCGUAUUCUCAAGAUACUUCAGUUAUGCCUGAAUUUGAAUACAUCGUUCUCCGACCUGCUAAAAUCACAGGAGGUUAAAGGUGACUACUUAAUUAGUAUGUUUUUGAUUGACUUUCAUUGCCCUUGUAAAUGUCUAUAUAUUUCACGGAAAACACGUGCAAAAUAGCCUUCCGUGCGCUCGUUUGGUGGAACAUUGCGUCCCCAAUUUUUUUCUAUUCAAAAUAAAAUAGCUUUGGGUUUUGGGAGUUUGUACUUAUGAGAUUUUUACGAUCGUAAAAUGUCCUUUCAAAUAGCAUUGUGUCUGUCCGUUUAUUAGUACACACUAUGAAGUGUUUAGAAUCAGUGUAAAAUUUAAGGGCUCCGUAUGGUAUCUUCUGAAUAGCAAACAUAAAUGUAUGAUUCUUUUUAUAUGGAAAAUGUACAGUUGGUAGUUUAGGAACCCUAAGCGCAAGUGCAGCGGCUGCUCGAAUUUUAAAUUAUUCGGGAACUGAAAAAACCUCUCCAGAAGCGAAAGAGAUCCUUCCUUCGAAUAUAAAACCCAAAGGCGUAGUUUACCGCUAAGUGACCGUAAGCAGGAGUAUUUAGUGCAUGUUUUCUAUGAGAUAUCUUCAGACUAUCAAGUAUGGCAAACUCAAGUUUCCUGCUGUAUUUGUCUUUUGUUUAUUGCCAGGCUUUAGCCUGUGGCAUCACCUCCUGGCCGGAUGCCUCGGUGAGUAAAACGGUAGGACGAACAAAUUAACUGAUCGCACGUUAGUGUACAUUUGUGCGGUGCAUGGAUUUGGUAGCCGGUCAUAAACUUACGUGCAGGCAGUUAUACAAACCCAUGAACGAACCGCGAGCCUCUGGACAGGGGCAAUUUUGCCAAACUUUUCUGUCUCAGCUUAAAUCUCUUUGUUUUGACUGUUGAACCACCUACUGUAGGCUAAAGUAUAAGUAAUUAAAAACCCCUUUGGGAGGGAUUUUCACCUUCGCACUUAGAAAAUCUGUCACGCUCUUAACAAGCCAGCGUGCGGACCUCACGUUUCUGACCCUUGUUCCAUUUUUUGUUCUAGAACUAAGUGUGUGUUACAGGGUGUGUGACUCUCGGAUUUCCUAUUUUGUAUAACGUCAAGGCAUAAGGUUAAAGAAAUUUCAGUCGAAUCCGACCGAAAUCAUACCGAAUUACGCGGCCACUGACCCUCCAGUUUCCCUAGUCCGGCACUGUGUAUUUUUCUCAUUAGAUUUUCCAUCUUUUGCCCCUUAAAAAGUAUGAUCAAUUUCUACAUACGCCUGAAAACCGCCAAGCGCUACGUACGGCGGAGUUUCCACUAUCGUGCUCUGUUGGGGCCGACGCCUUCAUGACUAUUUAAACCUUCAGUUUAGUUUUUAUUUGGUUUCUUCCUGUACGUAAUUAGCAAAAUCGCCGAGCAAAACUUCAGAAAUGAAGGCUUGGUUGCAUAUCUGAGGCAGAGUUUUUCUACUGGUUGACUGUCUAAUCCACUGCCCGUUUCAUGCAUGGCAUUGUAUCACCUGGCCAGAGAUUAACACAAAGUAUCCUCCACUUUUGGCGUCGUCGAUUUAAACGUUUCUUUCGGAUCCCAUAGUUCUACCGAUGUACGUACGAACUCUGUUAGAGAUCGGCUCACCCCAUAUAUUUCCCACUCUUCAUUAAAUGUAUCGAAAGCCUAGGUAAGAAUUAUUUUUAAAUUUGCGCACUAUUUGAAAAUCUGGAACUCACGACUCAGAGAGCUUUCGUCAUGGGACGAACUCCAGCCGCCGACCACUCGAAUUCCGAUCCAGUGUCGCCCCAUCUGACCAACCAGUGGGUCAUCGUUGACUCUGUGGAGUUUAAUACGCAUUUUUUUGUCAGCACUUAAAUAGGCAAAGGUAAAUCGCAGUGUUUGCACCGCCACAAAAAUGCGAUAAGGCCACAAACCAACCCUCCGGCCUAGCGCCGUACACUAUGCUUCCAACUUUUUGCCACGGUGCCGUCUAGCUGGCGGGAUUAGUCGAUAUUCCUCUCCGAACAUGCAUGUACAAGCCUACUUUGUAUUGUCAGUUCCUACUGCAUGAGACUGCUGCCUUCUAUACGGGUUGCGCCGAUUUUGCUUCAAAACAAAACGGGUACUGGAUUGAUCCAAAGCAUGCGGUUGUGUGGAGUCCGGUUAUGUCUCUGAUUACUGUCGUACCUUCUUUUUGCACGCACUAGACGCGUGAAGUUAGGAACUAGCUGGCGUGUGGCACGCGUAGACGGACCGUCUGGUUCUGUCAGCCGCCGCGUCCAUUCCUGUUUGCGGCCGUCUCAUAUGUCCUACCAUAGAAGCACGGUGGGUUUGGGAACGGAGAUUGAAGUAGGUACUGCGUUAGUUAAUUUCACUACAAAGAAAUCCGCGUACAGGUCAUCAUGGGGCCCUCGAGCCAGUAGUGGACAUCGUAGGUUGCGUCAGUCGGACUAUGUUAGACCGCGCGAUUUUCCAACUCGAAUUCUCAUUUUGAAGGUCAAUUUGUUAUGAUGGUUAAUUUAAUGGACUAUUCUAUCCUGAAAGUUCACUCGCCCUUUGGUUUUCCGGAGUCUCUGCCGUAGUGGUUGUAAAACUUCUACUCAUUUUUCUCCUUUUGAAGGCACUGAAUGCUUCCUCUGGCGAAAAGGCCAUUUGUCAGAUUUUGGACGCUGCCCGUAGAUUUGAAACCCUGUGCUUAUCGGACGCCGAACGUAAUGGCCUGGCUGGUCUCAUAAGGGCGCUUCAUAGUGAAGUUGACGAUCUUGUUGCUGCGCAUCAGCGAGUAUGUCCUAAAUUUUUCUCCUCUUUUUGCCAUUUUUCUCGUUUUGCCUGCAUUAGCGAUAGCAUAGGAACUAAUACUCACACUUAAUUCUUUUCAAAAUAGGAACUGCAGACUUCAGAUCUGGCUGUGGAACAGUUACCUCUUUUCUCCCUUUAUCGUCUUCCAUGCCUUAGCCUGCAUCUUGAUAUCUUGAAAUUUUACCUACCCCACAAAGCCCUUUUUAAAGUCAUCCGCCUCUCGGUGUCUGCGCAACCAGGUGAACAAUUACCCGUCUUAUGACUUCUGUGUGGACAUCGCCCUACAUUUCAAACUCUCGAGAGCUCCUAUAGUAUUAAAAACGCCACAAACUGGACUGCCUUUUCCAACAACUAAAGUAGUUGCAACUAGCUCUUGUGGAAACACUGAUGGACAUCAGGGAAAAACACGCCGGCGAACAACCUAAUGCAAACACGAGCUCCGAUCAGUAUAACAAAAGGAACUUUGUAUUUUUCGGAACGACUAACUUCUUUGCCUUGGGAUGCAGUUAAAAUGGUUCUUCUGCCCCUCCCUGA
Spirometra erinaceieuropaei is the source of this 6761-nucleotide messenger RNA. Lineage: Eukaryota; Metazoa; Platyhelminthes; Cestoda; Diphyllobothriidea; Diphyllobothriidae. The record is from the annotation of a GenBank genome assembly.